Messenger RNA from Didymodactylos carnosus, 651 nucleotides. The record is from the annotation of a GenBank genome assembly. Lineage: Eukaryota; Metazoa; Rotifera; Eurotatoria; Philodinida; Philodinidae.
AUGACCAUGCUGUCCUAUGCUAUUUUGCUGCUUUUUGCACUUCUAUCCGUGCUUAAAGCACAAAGAAAUUCUUCGAACCUGAUCAUAAUUCCAGUUUCACAACGGACUACACAAUAUCCGUCAUUGGGCUUUAUUCAAGGGCAACAUUUUUAUACAAAAUACCAGGAUAUAUGGAAAGUUCAAGUCAGCUCCGCAUCGUCAACUUUCAUUAAAAUUCCCGGUUUAACAUUUGUCUUCAGUCACGCAAAACCGUUACUCUAUGAAGUUGACUAUUACGGUAAUUUCAUAAAUGAGCAAGGCAUAGCACACACAUUUGUUAAAGUGAUGGUUGAUGGCUCAAUUUUUACAGCUAAUCGCUUGCUGCCAAACAAUGACAGACGUGCCACUGCUGAUCCAGCGCUAGGAAGCAAUCUAUUAGCUGUCGAUCGCUAUGGUGCAUCUCUCGUUUACAGUGUAGCGCCAUCCUCUUCAUUUACAUUUGUAAAAUCUGAACGACUGUAUUUGCCAGCCGGAGUACACUUGAUUGAAAUUGGCGUACGUACAGACAAACCAACAUGCAACGUAUACGAUGGUGUCCUAGACAUUAAAUUGACGGAAUUCGAUACUGAUGCUAAUGUUCUGGGUCUGAAAUAUCCAGUGUCUAUAAACUGA